Molecule: messenger RNA, 258 nt
Organism: Coniophora puteana RWD-64-598 SS2
Lineage: Eukaryota; Fungi; Basidiomycota; Agaricomycetes; Boletales; Coniophoraceae
Exons: 1
Source: RefSeq, a predicted model, not a curated record
GGCGAUGAUCUGUCGAAAUUUGAUCUUUUUAGAAAAUUCAAAGCUGAGAAUGACAAAAGGCAAGCCAUACAAUGUGUUGGUCAACUCGUUCAAUAUUCUGCUCGACUCCUUGCCCAGCAGCACCGUACAUCCUGCUUUAUCAUCUUGCUGUGCGGCCUGAGAGCUCGUUUCAUCCGGUGGGAUCGCGCUGGAGCCAUGGUGACUCGCGCUUUCAACUACACGAAGUCGGAUUAUCUCCUUGAAUUUCUAUGGCGAUAU